This is a messenger RNA of Lolium perenne, 723 nucleotides long. RefSeq names its product secreted RxLR effector protein 161-like. The record is from RefSeq and is a predicted model, not a curated record. NCBI's taxonomy places the organism in Eukaryota, Viridiplantae, Streptophyta, Magnoliopsida, Poales, Poaceae.
AUGGAGCCAAGGUUGAAGCUGUCCAAGCAGAGAUCCAAUCCACCGGUCGAUGUCAUGCUCUACCGCAACAUCGUCGGUAGCCUGCGUUACCUGGUACAAACGAGGCCCGACAUCAGCUUCGCCAUCGGCAUGGUGAGCCGCUUCAUGGAGGCGCCCACCACUGAGCACAUGAGUGCUGUCAAGCACCAACUCCGCUACGUCUCUGGGACGAUGGACAUUGGCUGCUCAUACACCUCAGCACCGGGUGGAGCUCAUCUGAUCGACUACAGCGAUGCAGACUUGGCCGGCGACAUCGAUGAUAGAAAGAGUACCGCAGGCACACUUUUCUUCUUCGCUGAUUGUUUGGUGUCUUGGCAGAGCCAGAAGCAGAGGGUUGUGGCGCUGUCAUCCUGCGAGUCUGAAUACAUUGCAGCAGCAACCGCAGCUUGUCAGGGAGUCUGGCUAGGGUUUUUGCUCGGUAAUCUGCUAGGAACUGAUCCUCUGGUUGCCGAUCUACACGUGGACAACAAGUCCACCAUUCAACUCAUCAAGAACCCAGUGUUCCACGACAGCAUCAAGCAUAUUGAAGUGCGGUACCACAACAUCAGGAACUGCGCUGAGAAUGGCACCAUCGUGGUUCAGUUUGUUGGCACUGAAGAUCAGCUCGCAGAUAUCCUUACAAAGGCUCUGGGCCGAGUGCGUCUCCAGAUGCUCCGUGAGAAGAUCAAGGUCGUCAAGGUUUAG